CGCUCAGCGCCAGAGCUGCAAGCUCCGGCUUCAGUUUUAGAUUCAGAUUCAGCUACAGCCACAGCCACAGCGUUUUGGUUCAUUCCAUUCCAUUUGAUUGCAUUUGGCGCCAAACCAAGUAUAAAAGCUGGAGAACCUGGGCUGCGAUCGGCACACAAGUACCUGUGACAUUCGAGGAGCCACAACACACAAAACGCGGCGUGCUGCAUCAAAGGACUCUUUUGGAUUACUCUAAGCCUGUGGAUAUAUCACCUUGAGAAUUUCUUGUCAAGGAUUCUCCGCUUUCUUUGACUGGGAUUAUACAAUCAAAAGCUUAAAACAAUGGCUCUUAAAUGGGCUCUGGUGAUCACGACGCUUGCGUUGGCCCAGUCAGCGAAGCUAGAUAACAAAUACCUGCCGCCCCCGGCAAGUGCGGCCAGUGCGGGCGGCAGUCCGGGAGCGGGACUCCAGGGACCAGGAGGUGGCUUCGGAGGAGGUGGUAGACCAGGUGGUGGAGGUGGCUUCGGAGGAGGAGGUGCCUCUGGAGGAGGAGGCUUCGGAGGAGGAGGUGCUCCUGGAGGAGGAGGCUUCGGAGGAGGUGGCGCUGGAGGUGGAGGUGGAGGCGGAGGCUUCGGUGGAGGAGGAGGAGCUGGUGGCUUUGGGGGUGGUAACAACGGCUUGGGUGGCUUUGCAAAUGGUCGACCCAUCGCACCAGGCGCUAGUGCCCCCGCUCCACGUCCCAGUCAGCCAGGUGGUGGUGCUCCUCCUGCCUCUGGACCACCCAUUCCCAUCCUCUCAUUUGUCAACGAGAACGACGGCGAUGGCAACUAUCGUUUUAGCUACGAGACAGGAAAUGGUAUUAAAGCACAGGAGGAGGGCACCGUGAAGAACAAGGGAUCGCCCAAUGAAAUCCCCUCCGUAAUGGGCUCCUACUCCUAUACAAAUCCCGAGGGUGAGCUGGUCGAGAUCAUGUACACGGCGGAUGAGAAUGGCUUUGUGCCGUCGGGCAAUGCUCUGCCCACUCCGCCGCCCAUUCCAGAGGCAAUAGCCAAGUCAUUGGCUGCCCAGGGAAUCUCUGUGCUGCCAGGUGGUGGCUAUAGUGGAGGACCUGGAGGUCAUGGUGCUGGUGGCGGCGGAGGCGGUGGCUCUGGAUAUGGUGGUGGAUCAGGAUUUGGAGGAGGAGCUGGUGGAGCAGCCGGGGGUGGAGGAGCAGGAGGAGGGGCCGGAUAUGGAGGCGGAGCAGGACGAGGCGGUGCUCCUGGAGGUCCCGGAGCGCCAGGAGGAGGUGGUUUUGGAGGUCAAGGAGGAGGUGGAGGCGGUUACGGAGGUGGAGGUGCUGGUGGUGGAGGUGGAGCAGGUCGCGGCGGCUCUCCAGGUGGACCAGGAGCUCCCGGUGGUGGAGGAUUUGGCGGUCAAGGAGGAGCAGGUGGCGGAUAUGGAGGAGGAGGCGGCGGCGGCCGCGGUGGUGGCGGUGGAGGUGGAGCACCGGGAGCACCAGGAGGUGGUGGCGGAUAUGGAGGUGGAGGUGCAGGUGGCGGAGCAGGUAGAGGAGGCUCUCCAGGAGGAUCAGGAGCGCCUGGUGGGGGAGGAUUUGGUGGCGGAGGAGGAGCUGGAGGCGGAUAUGGAGGCGGCGGCGGCCGCGGUGGUGGUGGAGCCCCAGGAGGACCAGGAGCUCCAGGAUCGCCAGGAGGCGGAGGAGGUUUUGGUGGUCAAGGAGGUGGUGGCGGCUAUGGAGGCGCAGGCGCAGGUGGCGGAGCAGGCAGACCAGGAGGACCAGGAGCUCCAGGUGGAGGAGGAUUUGGUGGUCAAGGAGGAGGAGGAGGAGCUGGUGGCGGAUAUGGAGGAGGCGGCGGUCGUGGAGGCGGUGGAGCCCCAGGAGCUCCAGGAUCUCCCGGUGGAGGCGGAUUUGGAGGUCAAGGAGGUGCUGGUGGAGCAGGAGGAGGCGCCGGUCGCGGUGGUGCUCCAGGAGGUGGUGGUUUUGGAGGUCCAGGAGGUGGUGGCGGAUUUGGUGGCGGCGGCGGUCGUGGCGGAGCACCAGGGGGCCCGGGAUCUCCCGGAGGAGGCGGUUAUGGCGGCGGUGCUGGUGGCGCAGGCGGCGCCGGUGGAGCUCCAGGACGCCCAGGUGCUCCAGGAUUGCCCGGCGGCAAUCAGUAUGUUCCACCUCCAGCUGGUGGCGGUGCACCAGGUUCGCCUGGCAGACCGGGAUCAGGACCUCCCGGCGCAGGAUCCCAGUACAUUCCACCUCCCCCAGGAGCGCCGGGCGGAGGUCGCGGUAAUGGGGAGUUCAAUCCUCAGACAGGCUAUAGCUAUUAAUCCCAGAAUAAACAAUUCCCAAAACGCCAAUCAAAUCCCUCAAAUCGAAGAAAUUUCUUUGCAAUGCAGGCUGCCUUAAAUGUUCUUUCACUCAAAUGGUUAAUUUAUUUAUGUAAGCUUCUCCCUUUUUUCUUUUUUGUGACAAUGUGUGUGUGCAACUAUCGAAAUAAAUGAAUCUUGAAUACUUGAAA
This is a messenger RNA of Drosophila gunungcola (fruit fly), 2483 nucleotides long. RefSeq lists its product as uncharacterized. Gene Ontology annotation, cellular component: chitin-based extracellular matrix. The record is from RefSeq and is a predicted model, not a curated record. Gene Ontology annotation, molecular function: structural constituent of chitin-based larval cuticle. Lineage: Eukaryota; Metazoa; Arthropoda; Insecta; Diptera; Drosophilidae.